Molecule: messenger RNA, 2565 nt
Organism: Sebastes umbrosus (honeycomb rockfish)
Lineage: Eukaryota; Metazoa; Chordata; Actinopteri; Perciformes; Sebastidae
Gene: naglu
Product: N-acetylglucosaminidase, alpha
Exons: 6
Coding region: 114-2369 (751 amino acids)
Source: RefSeq, a predicted model, not a curated record
GCCAGCAGCUCCUCAGCAAACCAACGCUUCCUGGUUAUCUGCUGAUGGAGGAACACAGUUGUUUUUAAACCUGGAGGAGGAAACUAGCUGGCUUCUUCUGACUGAGGAUCAAGAUGUCUCUGAGGAGCGGCUGUAGUCUGGUCCUGCUCGUCGUGUUCUGUCUCUUUGUGACCGCCCGGUGUAGGUUUCCUACUCUGGACCACAUCAGACCGGCAGCCAGCGACAAGGUCCAGAGCAGAGCGGUGGUGGAGCUGCUGAAGCGGCUGAUCGGGACCAGGUCUACAGAGUUCAUGGUGUCGGUGAACCGGAGCCUCUCCAACGACAGCCUGGAUGUGUGUGAGCUCCGGUCCACCAGGAACAACAAGGUGGUGGCUACCGGCAGCAGCGGAGUGGCUCUGGCUUCAGGCAUCUACAACUACCUGAAAUACUUCUGUAACUGCCAUGUUUCCUGGUCCGGUGACCAGCUGGAGCUGCCUCGUCCUCUACCGAGGGUCACCGGAGUCCUGAGGAUCAGCACCCAGCACAGAUUCCGGUAUUACCAGAACGUCUGCACUUUAAGCUAUUCCUCUGUGUGGUGGGACUGGCCGAGGUGGGAGAGAGAGAUCGACUGGAUGGCACUCAAUGGGAUCAACCUGCCGCUGGCUUUCACUGGCCAAGAAGCCCUGUGGCAAGAGGUUUACAGAGCUCUCGGGUUAAACCAGUCGGAGAUCGAGGAGUUCUUCUCUGGCCCGGCGUUUCUGGCCUGGAACCGUAUGGGAAACUUGUUCAAGUUUGGUGGGCCUCUGCCGCAGUCCUGGCACGUGAACCAGCUCUACCUCCAAUUUAAAAUCUUAGAGCGAAUGAGAGCCUUUGGCAUGAUCCCUGUGCUGCCGGCCUUCUCUGGGAACAUCCCCGAGGGAAUCCUCAGGUUGUAUCCAAAAGCCAACGUAACCAGAUUGGGGCCUUGGGCUCACUUCAACUGCAGCUUCUCGUGCUCCUAUAUGUUAGACCCUCGUGACCCGCUGUUCCUCCAGAUCGGGUCCCUCUAUCUGUCCCAGGUGGUGAAGCAGUUUGGUACGGAUCACAUCUACAACACUGACACCUUCAAUGAGAUGACUCCACCUUCUUCUGACCCCACCUACCUGUCUGCAGUCAGCCGCUCCGUCUUCGCCUCGAUGACCGCAGUUGAUCCUCAGGCAAUUUGGCUGAUGCAAGGCUGGCUGUUCUUCAGUGACGCAGCGUUCUGGAAGCCGGCCCAGAUUCAGGCCCUACUACACGGAGUGCCCCUCGGAAGAAUGAUCGUGCUUGACCUGUUCGCGGAGACCGAGCCAAUUUUCUCGUACACGGAGUCUUUCUACGGACAGCCCUUCAUCUGGUGCAUGCUGCAAAACUUUGGGGGCAACAGUGGAUUCUUUGGCACGGUGGAAAGCAUCAAUUCGGGGCCCUUCAAAGCCUUACAUUUCCCAAACUCAACCCUGGUGGGCCUAGGCAUGACGCCCGAGGGCAUCGAGCAGAAUCCCGUGAUGUUCGAGUUGAUGAGCGAGCUGGCCUGGCGCAAGGAGCCGGUCAACUUGUCCAAGUGGGUGUCGCUGUAUGCGAUGCGCCGCUACGGCAGCACGCAAGAGAGCCUGACCGCCGCGUGGCGGCUCCUGUUCGCCAGUGUCUACAACUGCACGGUGCCACAUUACCGGAACCACAACCAUAGCCCGCUGGUGCGCCGGCCUUCCUUUCACAUGAAUUCUGGCAUCUGGUAUGACCCGGUCGAUUUGUACAAAGCCUGGAAACUGAUCAUUGAGGCAGCUCCAUCUCUCGUGUCCAAGGAGACUUUCCGGUACGAUCUCGUGGACGUGACCCGGCAGGUCCUGCAAGUCCUGACAACUUCCUUUUACCAGGAUAUCGCAGAUGCCUUCCAGAGGCAAAAGCUGCCAGAGCUGCUGACCGCCGGCGGAGUGCUGGUCCACGACCUCUUGCCCGAACUCAACCGUUUGCUGAACAGCGACCGCAACUUCCUGUUGGGGACAUGGCUGGAGCGGGCCCGAUCCUUCGCCCUCGACGAGAAGGAGGCGCAGCUCUACGACAUGAACGCCAGAAACCAGCUCACUCUGUGGGGUCCCAGUGGCGAGAUCCUGGACUACGCCAGCAAAGAGUGGGGAGGCCUCAUGGAGGACUACUACGCCCAGCGAUGGGGUCUAUUCGUUCACACCCUGGUAGAAUGUCUGAACACCGGACAACCAUUCAAGCAGGACGCCUUCAACCAGGCCGUCUCCCAGGUAGAAAAGGGAUUCAUUUACAACGGCCAAAAGUACCCGACCAAGCCUCAGGGAGACACGUACGAGAUCGCCCGCAGGAUCUUCCUCAAGUACUACCCACAGGCCUUGAAGACACUAUAGUGAGUAGAGAAAUACAUCCUAGAAAAACUCGUCUCAAGUCGCAGCAAAAAGAAUGUCUUCCUCCACCUCCAGUCUUCCAUGGCUAUCCCAAAACAUUUAGAAAAUCUAACAGCCUGAAUCUGCAGGAACAAUUUGUUUUGCACAUGUAGAAAGAUCAGUAAUGGAUGGUUGUGCAUGUUGAAGGAGAGAAAAAAAA